GGGGGCUAAUAUUUCAGCCCUCCCAUGCACUCUCUGCACAUGUGCUGUCAGUCACUCGCCACAUUGCUUUCUUUUCUUUUUUUAGAGCCCAGUCGGGGACUCGUAUACAAGACCUUUCAUUCCACCCUGCUUUUGUUAGAAAGUUUGUGUGCCCCUUGGACAGUUUGGCUUGGAGAAAUCGGAUGGUUUAAGAACAACUCAGGGACACACAGGAGAUGUCGUCCAAGGUGUUGGCGGGGCUCUGUAUACUAGUGGCUGUUGUCUGCCAGGUCUGGAGCACACCUCACAGGAAGCAGGAAGAUCCGAGCAUUGCCGUCCUGCGGCCAUGGCAACAGAGCACAGAGACAGGAGGCCUCAAGAGGGUGAAGAGAGCCUGGGUCAUUCCUCCAAUCAACACUCCAGAGAACAAUAAGCAAAUCCCGAAGCAACUUGUGCAGAUUAAAUCGGAUAAACGGGAGCCAGGGAAGGUGAUCUAUAAACUAGAGGGACCAGGAGUGGACCAGGAUCCAAGGGGGUACUUUGAGAUUAAUGAGAAAACUGGACUUGUCACCCUGAAGACAAUGCUCGACAGAGAAUCCUACAGCAAGUUUAAGCUCAAGGCGUACGCCCUGGAUCUGAGUGGGGAACGGCUGGAGGACCCCACCGAGCUGGAGAUCAUAGUGUUGGAUCAGAACGACAACAGGCCUGUCUUCACACAGCCGGAGUACAUUGGAACUGUCCUGGAAUUCUCCACACCAGGCACGUCUGUCAUGCAAGUGACAGCGACGGACGCGGAUGACCACGAAACCGACAACGCCAUUCUGAGCUACUCCAUCAUCCGCCAAGACAGCAUCCCGCCAUUCCACGUCAACAAGACUAUGUUCGGAAUCGACAACAGUACCGGAGUCAUUUUUACUCGGGACGUGGGGCUGGAUAGUGAGAUCAUGGAGGGAUUCAACUUAACCCUGCAGGUGGCGGACAUGUCUGGAAUGGGCCUGACUGCAUACUCUACGGCCAUCAUAUACAUCAAGGACAUCAACGACAAUGCUCCCAUAUUCACCCCAAAAUCAUACUACUUUGAGGCAGCGGAGAACGAGGCCAAUUUUCUCGUCGGCACAAUCAAUGCGACAGACAUCGACGAAGAGAACACCCCGAACUGGAGAAUAAAGUUCAACAUUAUAGCUGGAGAUCCAGACGGGCACUUUGACGUCCGCACAGACAGUGCCACUAAUCAAGGCAUGGUGUUCGUGGUGAAGCCCCUGGACUAUGAGACAGUGAGAGAAUACCAGCUGACUGUAACCGCGGAGAACGAGGCCCCCCUCAGUUCCAAGGCACCCCAGAUUCCCCUGAGCAGUGCCACUGUAACCAUCACCGUUCUCAACCAGAACGAGGCGCCGGGCUUCCGAAGCAACCCCAUCAAACUCUCUGUGGCAGAGGGGACACCCCAGGGCACAGUGCUAGCCCGUGACAUUGCCUCUGAUCCUGACCGGCAACAGCUGAGGUAUGACAUCGAGUACGACCCCGGCGAGUGGCUUUCUGUGAACAGCGAGACCGGAGAGAUUAGAGCCAACAAGAUGAUCGACAAGAAAUCUCCCUUCCUUGAAGACAAUGUCUACAGGGCCGAAAUCAGAGUGUCAGACACAGGGGAAGACAGGAGCACAGCCACAGCCACUGUGGAAAUCACAGUAAUGGAGACAAAUGACUACCCCCCAGUAAUUUUCCCUCUAAGUGGCUCAGUGUGCAGCGACCCAGAAAAAGGUUCUGGCUUGAUUCUGAGUGCUGUGGAUAUGGACCAAUCUCCUCAUGGACCCCCUUUCUAUUUCAAUCUGUUCAUUAACACUGUCACUGUCAACUGGACUCUGGUCACGCUCAACGGCACCCAUGUGGCACUUCGGCUGUUGCGAGAGCUGGAGGCAGGCCCGUAUCCCAUCUCUGUGAGAGUGUCCGACUCAGGCCAGCCCACCCUUUCCGCGCUGUACACCGUCAAUGUGUCCGUGUGCCAGUGCGACGAGGCUGGGGACUGCAGGGCCCUGCUAGGUGCCCUCUUCGCUGGUCGCACGGGCCUGAGCCUGGCAGCCGUGCUGAUCAUCCUGGGCAGCGUCGCCCUCUUGCUCCUGUCCUUGCUGAUCGUGGCCGCCGUGGGACAGUGCCGGCGGCAGCCCUUGAAACAGGGGCUGCUGGGAGGGUCAGACGAUGACAUCCGCGACAACGUGCUGAAUUACGACGAGCAGGGGGGUGGAGAGGAGGACGAGAAUGCCUACAAUAUAGACCAGCUGAGAAACCCCGAUGAGGUGGUCCCGCCUCUAGCCUCCGCCCUGCCCAGACCCAAGCAGCCACUCAGGAAAGACGCUCCUUACAACUACCCUUCCCCCUCGUAUCCACGGAAACCCCCAACAGACCCUACCGACAUCGAAGAUUUCAUCAACGAUACCUCAAACCCUUUCCAGGGCCUGGAUGCUGCCGACAAUGACCCCAAUGUGCCCCCCUAUGACACGGCCCUCAUCUACGACUAUGAGGGCGAAGGCUCGCUGGCUGGGAGCCUGAGCUCUAUCGCCUCGGGCAGCUCAGACGGGGACCAGGACUAUGACUACCUCAACGACUGGGGGCCACGCUUCAAGAAACUGGCCAAUCUGUACGACCAGCACUGAUGGCCACACCCACUGACUCCGCCUCUCCUCCUGAAAGCAUCAUCCACGUUUCUUACUGAAAACCAUGGAUCCGUUGUUUCCUUCCAGAUCUUCCAACCUCUAAUGGGACUAUCAUUGCAAUGCAGACACACACGGGUAUUUGAUGAAAAAUAUUUUCUUAGGAGUUCAGAAGUGCCAAGCUGCUGUGAAAAAAAGUUUCCACCUGUGAUUGGCAUACAACACUUUGGUUAUGAAGUCUCACAGCCCACUUAACAACUAAGACAUGGCUGAGAGAAACAGACGGGCUGUGUCUCUGUGUGUUCUUUUCUCUUUCUGGAGAUGACUACAAGAGGGCUGAAGACAGGAAUCCCCUUCCAGUACAGGAGAUGUCAAGAUAGGUGAGGGGCAGGUGUCUCUUCUCUUUAUGAACAGGCUGUGAGGGGGUUGAAGAUGGGACACCUCUACUAGUAGAGGUGGCAUCAGUACAGGUGAAGAGCAGGUGUCUCUUCUCUUCUCUUUCUGGACAGGCUAUGAGGGGGUUAAAGAUGGGACACCUCUGCCAGUACAGGUGGUUACAGGACAGGUGAGGGGGAGGUGUCUCUACGUUUCUCUUUCUGGACAGGCUGUGAGGGGUUGAAGAUGCAUCAGGACAGGGGAGGGAUGUGUGUCUAUGCAGACUGCAAGGCAGGUAGAUGACUGGCAGAAGGUAUGACAGGUGAAUUUCUUGAAGAUAGGUAUUUUCCUGAAGGUAUGCAAAGAAGAUUUUCUUAAUGCUAGGAAAUAAGAGGGGUAUUAAAGUCAAUCCAAGGUAAAUGGACCUUCUCUUUUAAUAUUGGUCAUUCUUAACUGCAAAGUAUACUAUAAAGGCAAAGGAAAAGGCAAUUGCUGGACUAACAGCUGAUUUUACUAGAAGGAGAUUGAACAAUAGUGGACUACAAGAUCCUGUUCAUUUCAUCACUAAAGAUUCAAGUAGAUUUGGGAGCAGCAGCUAUCUUUAGAAAAGGAUAAGUCAUUUUGGUUUUAAAUGAAUGUGAUUGUAAUGAUUUAGUAAUAUAAGCCCCCGUGGGAGGUAAGGGCUAAGGUAAGGCAGAAAGAUAAUAUUGUAUUAUUGUAAUAUUGUUCUUUUGUAAUUUUCAGUCCACGUAACCUGUCGAAAAAUGCUUUGAAAGCCAAAUAUUAGACUGUAAAUCUUAAUUCAAUGAUGCUGGGAUUUAAAUAAGAAAAAAUGCCUUUUUAUACUUAUGUUAUGACACAUUAAGUAAGAUAAAUAUACAGUAACUUACUAAUAAUGAAACAGAGGAGAAACAUUUGAGAGAAUCUCCUCUAAGUUUGCAUUGAGGAUAUCAAUACAAUAUCUUAUCUGAAGCCAUAUCCUACUGUGAAAAACUCAGGCAUUGCUUCUAUUUUUGCAGCAUUAUCCUAUUCUUCUUACAAGUCAUAUUUUUGUAUCAGAUAAAACCAUUGGGAUUGUAUUGAAUUGUUUUCAUAUUUUUAAAAAAUAAAGACUGAAAUUGUGUCAUACUGGCAAAUGUAAACUGUUAAUCUUGUCAGCAAUAAGCACAACUUUUACAGCCUAGACAGGAAAAGUGUUUGUGCAUUCUUUUUUUUAUGGUUGCAGUUCAGGCUGUCCUUAAUUUGGAAUAUCAGUCCUUCUUCACCGAUGGUGUUUGAAGAACUGAAUAUUGUUAUAGCAGCAAGACUUACGCAAUUCAGAAUUGAGUUUUAUUGUUUGAUUUUGUUUCAAGUUUUUUUUUUUUACAGCAUAUAUGGCUGUGUAAGGAAUUGUCAUGAUACAAAAAGGUAAUGCAAAACAACCUGUAAUAGUUAUCAUUUCUGAUCUUUAAAUUUUGUUUCAUACAAUUAAAACUUUUUUUCUGAGAA
Messenger RNA from Lepisosteus oculatus (spotted gar), 4487 nucleotides. RefSeq names its product cadherin 15, type 1, M-cadherin (myotubule) (gene cdh15). Lineage: Eukaryota; Metazoa; Chordata; Actinopteri; Semionotiformes; Lepisosteidae. Gene Ontology annotation, molecular function: calcium ion binding; cadherin binding. The record is from RefSeq and is a predicted model, not a curated record. Gene Ontology annotation, biological process: multicellular organism development; cell-cell adhesion mediated by cadherin; calcium-dependent cell-cell adhesion. Gene Ontology annotation, cellular component: adherens junction; catenin complex; plasma membrane.